This is a messenger RNA of Hemiscyllium ocellatum (epaulette shark), 3884 nucleotides long. Its product is annotated as zinc finger protein 271-like. The coding region runs from base 617 to 3373 and encodes 918 amino acids. Gene Ontology annotation, biological process: regulation of transcription by RNA polymerase II. The record is from RefSeq and is a predicted model, not a curated record. NCBI's taxonomy places the organism in Eukaryota, Metazoa, Chordata, Chondrichthyes, Orectolobiformes, Hemiscylliidae. Gene Ontology annotation, molecular function: DNA-binding transcription factor activity; RNA polymerase II cis-regulatory region sequence-specific DNA binding. The transcript is spliced from 7 exons.
CCCUGUCAGUUUCAAAGUGAAUCUCCCUCCCUCUGGGUAACUCUUCAUCCUGGGAGGGAGACAGAGAUGGGAGGAGGGGAAACUGUUCACUUGUAGCAACUGGAGUGAAUCCAGGGAGGGAGGAGACUCCGCAAACUCAGUCUAUGCUCGGUGUUUUGGAUGGUGUUCCUCCUCCUGAGGGUCUCGGACUUGUCUGGAUGAUUAUGUGUAUUUGAAGAUAGAAGCUUCAAAAUCAACACAUGAAGUCCUUAUACCCGAAACGUUAACUCUCCUGCUCCUCGGAUGCUGCCUGACCUGCUGCACUUUUCCAGUACCACACAUUUUGACACUGACUCUCCAGGGUCUGCAGUCCUCACUUUGACGUCAAUGUCUGACAGUCACUCAAUCCAGCGGGACCGGAAACAAUUUUCAACUAUGAUUCUGUGAGAAGGAGCAAAGUGUUUUGGUUCCUGUUUGAGUACAUUUUCAGCAUCAGUGGGACUGGAUGAGAGACCCUACUGUUGCAGCGCAUUGAGUGUGGGGCGUGUAGCAGCAUCUACAGCCUGGAAAGAGGAAUUGACGGCAGGGAGGGGCUGGAAACGUGUGUGUGUAUUUGUGUGCAGCUGAAGCUUCGGCCAUGGAGAAACCUGAGGAAUCCCGCCCCGUGGAGAAAUGGUGGAAGUGUGGUGAUGAGGGAAAAGGCUUCCAUUUCCCGUCUGCCCUGGAGAUUCAUCAGCGCAUCCACACAGGGGAGAGGCCGUUCUCCUGCCCCGAGUGUGGGAAGGCCUUCAGCAAAUGCUCCGACCUGCUGAGGCACCAGCGAUCCCACACAGGGGAGAGGCCCUUCAACUGCCCCAAGUGCUGGAAGAGAUUUACCCGGGCCUCCCACCUGCUGAGGCACCAGCGGGCCCACACAGGGGAGAGGCCGUUCUCCUGCCCAGAGUGUGGGAAGAGAUUUGCCCAGGCCUCCAACCUGCUGACCCACCGGCGGGUCCACACCGGGGAGAGGCCCUUCAGCUGCUCAGAGUGUGGAAAGGCCUUCAGCAAUUCCCCUAACCUGCUGAGGCACCGGCAGGUCCACACUGGGGAGAGGCCCUUCAGCUGCCCCGAGUGUGGGAAGGCCUUCAGCGAUUUCUCUUCCCUGCUGACCCACCAGCGGAGCCACACUGGGGAGAGGCCCUUCAGCUGCCCUGAGUGCGGGAAGGCCUUCAACAAUUCCUCUUCUCUCCUGAUCCACCAGCGGAUCCACACUGGGGAGAGGCCAUUCAGCUGCCCGGAGUGUGGGAAGGCCUUCCGCCAUUCCCCCAACCUGCUGAGGCAUCAGCGGGUCCACACUGGGGAGAAGCCUUUCAGCUGCCCCGAGUGCGGGAAGGCCUUCAGUAAUUCCUCCAACCUGCUGACCCACCAGCGGAUCCACACUGGGGAGAGGCCCUUCAGCUGCCCCGAGUGUGGGAAAGCCUUCAGCAAUUCCUUCAACCUGCUGACCCACCGGCGGGUCCACACGGGGGAGAGGCCCUUCAGCUGCCCUCAGUGUGGAAAGGACUUCACUCGCUCCUCCCUCCUCCGGAGGCACCAGCAAGUUCACGUGCAGAAAGCUAUUAAAACCCACAACAUCCACGAGCAAGAUGCUGAGGUUGCACAAUUCAGCCAAGAGGUUUGUUACUUCUGGGAACUAAAGGAUCCCAAGAGUAAGGCUACCGUUGGCACGGUCAAGACAGAACUUGCCCAAACUACAGUAGCUAAACCUAAACUCAGGAUUCAAAGUAGACCUUUCCGUCUGCAAGCUGUUCUCACCCAGCAACAUGGCUCCUCUUGGCGCCCUAUUGCCUAUUAUGCAACUAAGCUUGACCCUGUUGCUCAAGGUAUGCCUUUCUGCACCCAGAUUCUUUCUGCCAUCCACACUCUGGUGGCUGGCGAGGGGAGCAGGGAACACAUUUGCCCCGCCCCCAUUGCCUCCGAUUGGUUGGAUGCCUCGUCGAACCGCGCCCACUACACGCGGGGUGACGUCACGGUCUGGUCACCCUGCUCCUUGAGUUGGCGCAUGUGCAGUGGAGCAAAACAUUUUGGUUCCUGUUUCAGACCAUUUUCAGCAUCAGCGGGACUGGAUGAGAGUCUCUACUGUUACAGCGCACUUUGUGUAAAGCCUGAAACAGUUAUACGGCCAGGAAAGAGGAAUUUACUGUGGGCAGGGGCCAUACAUGGGGCUGUAGCUGCGGCCAUGGUGAAACCAGAGGAAUCCCACACUGUGGAGAAACCGUGGAAGUGUUGCGACUGUGGGAGAGGCUUCCAUGCCCCAUCUGUCCUGGAGAUUCAUCGGCGAACUCACACCGGGGAGAGGCCAUUCUCCUGCCCCGAGUGCGGGAAAGGCUUUACCUGCUCCUCCCACCUGCUGGACCACCGCCGAGUCCACACUGGGGAGAAGCCAUUCUCCUGCCCUGAGUGUGGGAAGGGCUUCACCUACUCCUCCCACCUGCUGGCCCACCAGCGUGUCCACACUGGGGAAAGGCCCUUCCCCUGCUCUGAGUGUGGGAAGGCCUUCAGCAAAUCCUCGGACCUGCUGAAGCACCAACGGGUCCACAGAGGGGAGAGGCCAUUCAGCUGCCCUGAGUGCGGGAAGGCUUUCAGUGAUUCCUCUACCCUGCUGAGGCACCAGUGGGUCCACAUCGGGAAAAGGCCGUUCUCGUGCCCUGAGUGCAGGAAGGGCUUCACCCGCUCUUCCGCUCUGCUGACCCAUCUGCGGGUCCACACGGGUGAGAAGCCCUUUAGCUGCCCUGAGUGCAGGAUGGCCUUCAGCAGGUCUUCCCACCUGCUGAGGCACCAGCGAGUCCACACUGGGGAGAGGCCGUACUCCUGCCUCCAGUGCGGAAAGUGCUUUACCCAGCCCUCCAACCUGCUGACCCACCAGCGGAUCCACACCUGCGAGAGACCGUUCUCCUGCCCCGAGUGCGGGAAGGGUUUUGCUGUUUCCUCCCACCUCGUGGCCCACCGGCGGGUCCACACGGGGGAGAGGCCAUUCAGCUGCCCCGAGUGCGGGAAGGCCUUCAGCAAUUCCUCUGCCCUGCUUAGGCACCAGCGCAUUCACACCGGAGAGAAGCCGUUCUCCUGCCCAGAGUGCGGGAAGGGCUUUACCCGCUCCUCCACACUGCUGACCCACCAGCGGGUCCACACAGGGGAGAGGCCAUUCAGCUGCCCUGAGUGCAGGAAGGCCUUCAGCGAUUCCUCUGCUCUGCUGAAGCACCAGCGAGUCCACACCGGGGAGAGGCCCUUCAGCUGCCCUGAGUGCGGGAAGAGGUUUACAUUUUCCCGCAACUUGCGGAAGCACCAGCGGGGGCACCAGCACUCUCAACAAUCAGAUUCCACCACUGACACUGCUGUGAGUCCCCCCCAGGACUGAUUCUCCUGACAGUGGGUGCAGUGGGAGAGUUGGUGCAAUGUAUUUGUUUUCCGUUGGACUGCAACCCCACGGUGGCUCAGGGGUGGCAUGGUGACUCAGUGAUUAGCAUUGCUGCCUCAUGGCACCAGGAACCAAGGAUCAAUUCCACCCUUGGGGCAACUGUCUGUGUGGAGUUUGUGGAGGGUAGGAGAAUGGAUGAGAUAAGAAACCGCUGCCUGCCUUGAGACAAGUCUCCUGGAGAGAACUUGCUGACUGAUUGUCUGAUCUACUGAUCCUCACAGUGCCCCAUUGCCCUCAGUUAACUGGAGGAAGUCCACACAGAUGUACCGAAGCCCCUCUUUGGACUGUGGAAGGAAACCUGUGCAGACAGGGAAAACAUGCAAACUCCACACAAACAGUUACCUGAGGCUGGAAUUGAACUUGGGUCCCUUAUGCUGUGAGGUAGCAAUGCUAAGCAGUGUGCUACCCCCCAAUAUGUUAUAAAAUUUGAAUAAACCUACUAAGUUGGAAA